GAACGCUCUUACAAAAGAUCUGGCCCGUGCGAUGCCGUCGCCCCGCUGAGCGGAGCCACACGGUGGCGGGACCCCUUCGCCGUCGCUCCACGCAACCGCCGCUCGCUCGAUUUCCUGCCCGGAGCACGACGGCCAGGUGAUGCCCGAUUUGGUUGCCUUCCUGUUGCCUUCGCGCCGCGCUCCGUUCGCACGCAACGCAUUCCCCCCACCCCAGCAGGAGAGAGGUGUCCGCGACGGGGGCGAGCGCUGCCGCUGCCGUUCGGCUUGAGUCUAUGGCCGCCGCCGCCCGAGUGGCGCACGGGAGCGGCCGCCUCAGCCGCCCGCGCCCGCCCCGGGUGGGGCUGCGCGGCGCCUGGGCGGUGGCGGCGGCCGCGGCGGAGGGGCCGUCCUGCCUCUACGUGGGCCCAAUCGAGACCGCCAGCCAGGAGAAGCUCGAGGCGCUCUACCACCAGGCCAGGGAUUCCUACUACAGCGGUCAGCCAUUGAUCGUCGAUGACAUGUUUGACAAAGUCGAGUUGAAGCUCCGGCUCUAUGGCUCCAAAUCUGUUGUGAAAUACCCCCGUUGCAGCCUCAUAAGGCAGUCAACUUAUGCCGACGCUGAGGAGGACCAAUCAAUGUUUAUGGCAUUAUCAAGCAUCUGGAUGUUGCUGCUCCUGUUUGGCACCUCAGCCUUCCUGGUUCCAAGUCUCUACACCCUGAGCCUUGCAUUCGGAGACGCAUUCGGAGCAAGGUACCUCUUGUACGGCACAAAGUCCCUUGACGCUAUAACAAGAGUUAAUGACCUGGCUUUAGUUGGAAUGGGCUACCUGGUUGGUUACCCCAUUGCAUCUGCUUCUGUUGGUGCACUGCGAGGCUUAUUGUCAAAUAAUUUGGUUGCACUGAAAGGCUCCUGCCCAAAUUGUGGCGAGCAGGUAUUUGCAUUUGUUAAGACUGAUAAAUCCAUUCGAGCACCUCAUAGAGCAGAAUGUCAUGUUUGUGAAUGCCCAUUGGAGUAUCGUACUAAAAUUGAGAAAUCGUUGUCAGGGCCUAGAAGAAGCUGGGUCUACGGCCGAGUUUAUCUAGUGAAGCAAGGGCAUCCUAGGAAACGGAAAUGGAUAAAAGACUAGAGUUCCAAUGUCAGCUGCUGAAGAAAGUUAAGAUCAUCUUGCGAGAUGGCACUCUUCUGAUCGACUGAAUCAUUUUUCAAAUACCACUCUUAUUGAUCAGGAGGGCUUAUUGUGUACGAAUCCAUUGAAAGAUUGGUCAAGUAAAGUAUUUUGUAAAACAAAUAGUACAUUCCUUUCUGAGAUUUCCAAACACUGCAGAUGAACCCAUGUUGCAUUGUAUUUUUGUGUCUUUUUUUUGGAUAAACCUAUGAUACAAUGGUAAAGCACCA
This is a messenger RNA of Panicum hallii, 1375 nucleotides long. RefSeq names its product PGR5-like protein 1B, chloroplastic. Gene Ontology annotation, molecular function: oxidoreductase activity, acting on iron-sulfur proteins as donors. The record is from RefSeq and is a predicted model, not a curated record. Gene Ontology annotation, biological process: photosynthetic electron transport in photosystem I. The coding region runs from base 273 to 1106 and encodes 277 amino acids. The transcript has 7 exons. Gene Ontology annotation, cellular component: chloroplast thylakoid membrane. Lineage: Eukaryota; Viridiplantae; Streptophyta; Magnoliopsida; Poales; Poaceae.